AUGGCGUUGUACGAGACCUCUGAUGCCUUGACAUGUAGGGCAUUCCCCACCACUCUGAGUGGACCGGCCCUCGCGUGGUAUGGCGGCUUGAAGACCGGAACGGUCGCAUCCUUCGACCAGCUCGUCAGUGACUUCGAGCUCCACUUCAUAGCCUGCGCGCGACCGAAACCUUCCAUGGCGUUCCUCCUCGGACUCAACCAGAAGGAGGACGAGCCCCUCUCCCUUUAUAUAAAUCGCUUCGCGUCAAAAAUCCGGGAGCUGCCGAACGCUCACCCUUCUUUGUCAAUGCAGGCGUUCGUGAGAGGCUUGUGCCCCUCCAAGCUUUUUUGGUCUCUUGUGGAGCGACCCCCCGUCUCGAUUCCCAAGAUGCUCCAGCGCGUGAACCAAUUCGUUGAGGCCGAGGCCUGGAUGAUGGGGAAGCGGCCGGAGCAUAAGAGGGAAAGGUCGGAGCCAGCUCGUGGAUAG
Molecule: messenger RNA, 465 nt
Organism: Musa acuminata AAA Group (dessert banana)
Lineage: Eukaryota; Viridiplantae; Streptophyta; Magnoliopsida; Zingiberales; Musaceae
Exons: 1
Coding region: 1-465 (154 amino acids)
Source: RefSeq, a predicted model, not a curated record